Molecule: messenger RNA, 434 nt
Organism: Vicugna pacos (alpaca)
Lineage: Eukaryota; Metazoa; Chordata; Mammalia; Artiodactyla; Camelidae
Source: RefSeq, a predicted model, not a curated record
UGGGCCGAGGGCCUCACUCUCUACUGCUACAUGCUGCUGCUGGUGCUGCCAUGCGUGGCGCUGAGCGAGGUCAGCAUGCAGGGCGAGCACAUCGCGCCGCAGAAGAUGAUGCUCUACCCGGUGCUCAGCCUUGCCACCGUCAACGUGGUGGCCGUGCUGGCGCGCGCCGCCAACAUGGCGCUCUUCCGCGACAGCCGCGUCUCGGCCAUCUUCGUGGGCAAGAACGUGGUGGCGCUCGCCACCAAAGCCUGCACCUUCCUCGAGUACCGCCGCCAGGUGCGCGACUUCCCGCCGCCCGCGCUGGCGCUGGAGCUGCAGCCGCCGCUCUUGCCCAACUCCGUGCCCGCGCCGCAGCCGCUGCACGGCCCGCCGGGCCGUCCCCACGGGCCCUCGCCCACGCGCGACGCCCCUGGACACUUGAACGGGCCCUCGCG